AUGGCAAACACUUCGAUGGACGAUUUCAUAGAAGAAGCACAAAAGAAAUACCAACUUCGAGGCAAUAUUUUGUCAACUCUUCAGGAGAAAGUCAAUAGUUAGUUUCGAUUUAGAUUAUAGUUGUUUUUAUAUUAUAUUCUUUUAUAUUAUGUUAGCUUUUAUGGUUGAUCUUGUUUAUUUGUAGAUAAGUUGAAGGACUCAACAGAAUCGCUAAGUUCAACGAAAAGUGGUCCGAAUACACAAUUGGGAGGUUCUGAAACUGAUGUAAGUGCUUUAUUUUUGAUGUUUAGAUAUUUUUGAAGUUGUUUUGGACAGGAUAAAGCAUAAGUACGUAAAACUUUAACUUUUUAUAAAUUUUUUUAAAAAACGGCAUAUUUUACAAAGUCUAAUGGUUUUUUUACAGUCCUGUAAAAUGUCAUGCGAAAACGCGAGCAAUGGAACAGCGGAAGUCGAGGAGAAUCUUGAUGAUAGUUCUUGGAUGUUACAGACCUUUGGAAAGAAAGUAAGUUAGCCUUUACAUUGUUUCCAACUUUUAGAUAGAAGAAGAGAAGAAAGAUUUUUUAUUGAACUUGAAAUAACAACUUAAUACUGUUUUUUAGAUAGAGAACCAUGAUGAUUCAUCAACAUCCUUGGACAAAUACCUUCAAAAUAGACGAACUUAUGGCGAAGCUUUUGGAGAAAAUGAUGAUAAUAUAGAACGAAUUACUGUCACUGAAUGUAGAGAGACUAGGAUUAUACGAAGAGAAUCACAAGCUAGCUCAAAAUCGUCAAGACAUGAGGUAAGGGAAGAGAGCGAUGUUGUGGUAGGCAUUAUACUUUUAUUUUGGUUAUAACUUUUUCUUCUUUGACUUUUUAGCUAUUCGUUUUGUUUUAACAUGUUGUUUUUUUAAUGUUUUUAUAGCUGACUAAUAUUCAUUUUUUAAUUUUAUUAACAAUAUUCUCUUUCAGAGUCCAAAAAGGUCAGUAUUGUCACGAGUAACUGAAUUGGAAAGUCUUCCAAUGUCUCCAAAGGUCAAAGAUGUUCCGUUCAAGAAGGUUAGCAACAUACGAGCUAAGUUUGAGAAUGCAGAUACUUCCACAAGCAGUAAACAAUCAUUUGCUAUUACACCGACAAGAAGAGAGCCAAAACGAAGUGAUCGAGAUAUAUUCACAGGUAAUUUUAGUAUUUUUGUUUAGAAUGGUUUAAAUUUUGACUUUGUUUAUGUUUUUUUAAAUUAAGAUACUUUUUUUAGACUGAACAUUUAUACUUUUAAAAAUAAGUUUUUAUGUUACUUAAUACUUAAAUAUUCAGAACCAAUAAGCCGUGUGAGACAGCCUUCAGAAGCUAAAAGUAUUUUCGAAAAUGAAUUGAAUUUGAAUACAGAUAAUACAGAAGGAACAGUGAGAAGCCGUCAGCAGUCGGAAACACUUCCACCACCAGUACCACCACAUAAGAGUAUAUCACAAGAAGAUCAAUAUUUGUCAGCAGAAGAAGAGAAUCUUGAAGAACAAGAUGUGAAUGAUAAGGCUGGAAAUCAUACAGUAUUUGACGAGGUUUUUGAUGAACAAGAUCAUCAUCAAAAGGAAGAAGAAAAGGUAGAAGAUGUAGCUGAACAGAAAGAGGAAGAAGUGCCUUUUGUUGAUGAAGAAGAAGCUGUAGGUUUAUGUUUUGUGAUGAUAAUGUUAUGACUUUACAAAAAAGUUAAAAAUUUGACUAGAAGACUUUGGAUAAUUUAAAUUAAAAAAAUUUAGGUAAAAGAAGAAGAGCUUUUACCAUCACCGAUUGUCACACCAGCUCGCACAGAAAAGCCAUUGAAAUUUUUUGGAACACCAAAAACACAUUCAACUCCAGUUCUAGAGGAUUUACAAAAGAAAAAGGCUGUGUUGGAAACUCCUAGCAAGUCUGGUAAGAUAUAUCUUUAAAAUUUUAAUUUAUUUUGAUUUUUUAUUAUUUCAAACUAAUUUUUUAAUUUUUGAUAAAUUUUAAUUAUUUUAAGAAGUUUUAGGUUUAUUCGACGAAAUCAAUGCAGACUUUCAAGAAUACCAAAAGAAUUCACUACCACGCUUUAAAAAGUCAGAUGGAGGAGAUCAUUCCGAUGGCACACCAUACCGGUCGAUGAGUGAAUACAGAAAAGAACUGUCGGAGAAGAUGUACCUAAAACGAUCAGAAGUGGAAUGUGCCUCACCAGCACCAGUCACCCACGAAGCCAGUGACGAAGACAAGAAGAAGUACGUGAAGCAGAUUCUGAGGAAGCUGAACAGCGACGAGAACGUCACAUUGGCCCAGUUCAAGCAAGCCCAACGUGCUCUUCAGCUCAUAAACACGAAGUCACAAAGUGACGAGGAAGAAACAGUAGCAGCUCAUCACGUUAUGCUACAGUGCCGUGCUUCAGUCGAAGCAAACCGUCGAAUGAGGGACAUUAUCGAGUUGAACCCAUCAGCUGCAUUGUUACCCGAAAUGAAGGCUUCCUUCACAUUCAACAGAGUUACAUUUGAUAUUCAUCCAGAGUUCCAAAGAAGAAUAUUGAUCGAGCCGAUAUCAUGUUACUUUGCGAUUGUGAUAACACACAGAGAAACAGUCAAAUGGUCCAGUUGUAUAUCGGCGAGGAAGCAUCAGAAAGGCAAGAUGACAGUUGACAUGUACACCAACGUUGAUGGCGUUGGACCUGGAUUUGAGAUCUUUAUUGAGGUCUACUAUCUCACGGUAAGGAUUUGUUUUUAGUAGUGUAGAGUUUGCAAUAGAGUAUACAGAUAUUAUUUUGGUUAGGAAAUGAUGUAUUGUUUAAGACGAGCUGAAGAAUGUUUCAUCCUUUAUAAUACUGUUUCAGCUAGCCAAAAAGUCGGAAGAAAAGAAGAGUUUUGUAGCCGAAUUCAUGGGUACCCUCCUCAGAGGCCACGCUCAACGCAACGAUCUAAAAGACAUGAACUGUGCCUUUCAAAGAAUAGGUACCACCAAGUUGGACUCGACCAAUAUGAGGAACCGACACCUCAAAACAGAGACCGUACCACCAUUGGGACCUCGAAUCGACGUCUCAUUCGACUUCAAACUGAUGGAAAGCAACCAACAUUGCGAAGGGAUGGUCAGAAGACACGAAAUUAUCGCUGGGGUUGCUAAUUGGGCCAACGAAUACGCAGUGUUUGGGAAAUGGCACCUCAGUUUCUGGGAGACGAAACGAGAUUUCGACGAGAAAAAGGCUCCAGUCAAGGUGGUCAACUUGAAGUCCGCGUUUAAAGUGGAAGAAGUGGACAGUUUGGCAUCGUACAACCAUUCGUUUGCCAUUGAAUACAAGAAUCUGGACACUGAAGCCAUUGAGACGUAAGUAACUUUGUGAAUACGGUUUAAACUUUGAAAACUAUGUUGUUGUUACCUACAAAAUACUGUUUGUCUAAAAUACUUUUAUUUGUUAUUUUUUGAUAGUUUUAUGUCUAAAAUAUUUGGUUUUUUACUAAUUUGUUUACUUUUAGGUUAACACUGGCUGCAGUAACAGAAGAAGAACAACAUGUAUGGCUGAAAACACUGGAGUCAUACGUGAAAGGCCUCAACUUUUGGGCCCAUCAUACAUAA
This is a messenger RNA of Bursaphelenchus okinawaensis, 3544 nucleotides long. NCBI's taxonomy places the organism in Eukaryota, Metazoa, Nematoda, Chromadorea, Rhabditida, Aphelenchoididae. The record is from the annotation of a GenBank genome assembly.